Phytophthora sojae is the source of this 3174-nucleotide messenger RNA. RefSeq lists its product as hypothetical. Bases 1 to 2982 code for a protein of 993 amino acids. The record is from RefSeq and is a predicted model, not a curated record. Gene Ontology annotation, molecular function: enzyme regulator activity. The transcript has 3 exons. Gene Ontology annotation, cellular component: nucleus; proteasome complex; proteasome storage granule. Lineage: Eukaryota; Oomycota; Peronosporomycetes; Peronosporales; Peronosporaceae. Gene Ontology annotation, biological process: proteasome-mediated ubiquitin-dependent protein catabolic process; regulation of protein catabolic process.
AUGACCGUCGCUCACGGCAACUCCGCCGCGGGCGUCCUCGCGCUCCUGGAAGAAGACGACAACGCGCUCAAGGCCCAUGCCCUGCAGAAGCUGAACCUGGUGGUGGACCACUACUGGGCCGAGAUCGCGGACGCCAUCCCGCUGAUCGAGGAGCUUUCCGAGGAGAAGAGCUUCCCGGACCGCGAGCUGGCGGCCUACGUGGCCUCCAAGUGCUUCUUCCACCUGGAGGAGUACGAGGACGCUCUGCGUCUGGCGCUGGGCGCCGGCAAGUACUUCGACCUGAACACGCGCUCGCAGUACACAGACACGAUCAUCGCCACGUGCAUCGACAACUACGUGGCGGUGCGUGCCAAGGAGGACCCGGAGGCCGAGAAGGCGCUGGACCCGCGACUCACGCAGGUGGUGGAGCGCAUGUUCGAGCGCUGCUACGCGGCCGGCGAGUUCCGCCAGGCCAUGGGCAUUGCUCUGGAGGCCCGACGACUGGACCAGGUGAAGGAGUGUCUCGCUCGCUCCACGGACGUGUCGGCGGCUCUGGCGUACUGCUUUGAGAUCUGCAAGACGGUGGUGAGCAACCGCCACUUCCGCCUCAAGGUGUUCGAGGUCAUGCUGGAAGUCUACCGCUCGCGCCCGACCCAGGAGCACGCCAGCGUGUGUCAAGUUUUGCAGAUGCUGGACAACCACGUGGAAGUCGCCAAGAUUCUGGACCAGCUCGUGCGCGGCAGCGACUGCCUCGUCGCGUUCCAGGUGGCGUUCGACCUCAACGAGAACGAGAACCAAAAGUUCCUCAUGAAUGUCUACCACUCGCUCCCGAGUCCGCCAGCCCCCGCUGCCGAACCAGCGGUAGACACGACCACCACAGCUGAAGAGGGUAAGACGGAAGCCCCCGCACCCGCCGAUGUGCCUGCCACGCCCCCGCAAGCUCCUGCUGGAGCUUGUGCUGAUUACUGGGACAAGCUCGCCAAGUUGAAGCAGAUCUUGUCGGGUGAAUUCCUUGUGGACCUGAAACUAGACUUCCUGCACAGCCACAGUGACUCGGACCCGCUUGUUAUGAAGACUAUUAAGACCGCGGUGGAAAACCGCAACUCGGUGCUGCACCACGCUGCUGUGAUUGCGCACGCCUACAUGAACUGCGGCACUACGUCGGAUACGUUUUUGCGCGAGAACCUGGAGUGGCUGGGCAAGGCCACCAACUGGGCUAAAUUCACGGCUACUGCUAGUCUCGGCGUCGUCCACAAGGACCACGUUCGUGAGAGCAUGAACCUUUUGGCUCCUUACUUGCCGCAGGGAGGCAUGACUACUUCUCCGUACUCUGAGGGUGGCGCCCUUUACGCGAUGGGUCUGAUCCACGCGAACAAGGGCUUUGCGGGAUCGGGUAGCAAGACCACGAUGGAGUACUUGCGCAAUGCGCUGAAGAACGCUGGCUCGGACGAGACUGUGCAGCACGGUGCCUGUUUGGGCAUUGGUCUGUGUGGUUUGGCUUCGCACGACUACGAGUUGUACGAGGAGUUGAAGACCGUGCUGUUCACUGAUUCAGCGGUCGCGGGUGAAGGUGCAGGUCUUGCAAUUGGUCUUACUCUGCUGGGCGCAGGCGGUGAGGGUCGUAAUGGUGAGAUUGUGAAGGACUUGUUCGCAUAUGCGCACGACACGAAGCACGAGAAGAUCAUUCGCGGUUGCGUGAUGGGAAUUGCGCUCAUGAUGUACGAGCGCGAAGAGCAGGCUGACGCAUUAAUUGAGCAGCUGACCCGUGACAAGGACCCCCUGAUCCGCUACGGCGGUAUGUACACCGUGGCCAUGGCGUACGCUGGUACGGCCAACAACACGGCUAUCCGUCGACUGCUGCAUGUGGCCGUGAGUGAUGUGUCGGACGACGUCCGCCGCGCUGCUGUCACGUGCCUGGGCUUUAUCCUGUUCCGCACGCCUGUGCAGGUGCCUAAGCUGGUGUCACUGCUGGCUGAAAGCUUUAACCCUCACGUUCGCUACGGUGCCUGUGUGGCUGUGGGCAUUGCUUGUGCCGGCACUGCCAAGAACGAGGCCAUCCAGCUGCUGGAGCCGCUUCUUGACGACGCUGUAGACUACGUGCGUCAAGGUGCCCUCUUAGCCCUUGCCAUGGUUAUUAUGCAGGAGUCCGAGGGCCGCAACCCUAAGGUGGCCGCUAUCCGGGCGAAGAUCAUGAAGCUGAUUACCGACAAGCACGUGACCACGAUGACCAAGAUGGGCGCCAUUCUGGCGCAGGGCAUCUUGGACGCUGGUGGCCGUAACGUUGUGAUUUCGCUGCAGUCUCACACUGGUUUCACGAAAAUGGCCGCCGUAGUUGGUCUGGCCAUUUGGGCACAGCAUUGGUUCUGGUACCCCCUCUUCAACUUCCUGGAGCUCUCAUUCCAGACCACGAUGGCCGUUGGCCUUAACAAGGACUUGAAGCUUCCUCGCGGCUUCGAGCUCACUUGUAAUGCUAAGAAGUCGGCGUUUGCCACGCCCAAGCGCAUGGAGGAGAAGAAGGAGGAGAAGAAAGAACUGGUGGCUACGGCUGUGUUGUCCACAACGGCCAAGGCACGUGCGCGCCAGGCUAAGCAGGACGCUAAGGAGAAGACGGCCAAGCCGUCUGAUGCUAGCGGAGACAUCGUUAUGGAGGAGAAGGCCGACGAGGAGAAGAAGGAGGAGACCGGCGAUGCGAUGGAGGUGGAUGCAGAGGGAGCUAAGCCGGCUACUGGCAAGAAGACAGCGGCGGCAAAGGAACCGAGCGUGUUCACAUUUACGACGCCUGCCCGUGUGACGCUGGCACAGGAGUCUGUAAUCUCCCUGGACACAGCGCAGAGGUACGUUCCGGUGAUGCACCCGGCGCAGAGACUGGCAGGAGUUAUCAUGCUGCGCGACACAACGCCCGAUGAGGCCGAGGAUGUGGAGGCCGUCAAGGCACCCGCUGCCGCUGGCGCGGAAAACGAGGCCGACCCGCCUGAGCCGUUCGAAUGGGAGCCCCCGCAGUAGGUAUGUACGUACAGGACAAGAGAGGCCUCACGCUCGGCGCGCAAACCGACAUGGGGAUCGGGCUUCGGUCAACGCCCGUCGUUGACGAGGCAUCGGUAGCAGAAAGAUGAGGUCAAGACCAACUGUGAGCCACGCACCAACUCGAAUAUAAUUUUUCAAUCAAGCGUUCGCAGUAGCGUGCCCCAUGCGGCC